Molecule: messenger RNA, 555 nt
Organism: Lasiodiplodia theobromae
Lineage: Eukaryota; Fungi; Ascomycota; Dothideomycetes; Botryosphaeriales; Botryosphaeriaceae
Product: Mitochondrial inner membrane translocase protein
Exons: 3
Coding region: 1-555 (184 amino acids)
Biological process (GO): protein insertion into mitochondrial inner membrane
Cellular component (GO): TIM22 mitochondrial import inner membrane insertion complex
Molecular function (GO): transmembrane protein transporter activity
Source: RefSeq, a predicted model, not a curated record
AUGAGCUUCCCAGGAAUGAUGCCGGGCGGUCGCCCCAUGGGCGCCGGUAUGCCCGGUCAGAACCCUCAGGGCAUGAGCGAGCAAGAGCAGGCCAUGGUCAAGGCGAUGCAAGCAGGCAUGGAGUCCUGCGCAACCAAGCUCGUCAUGUCCGGCGUAGCGGGCGCCGGUAUGGGUGCUGUCUUCGGUCUCUUCAUGUCCAGCAUGCGCUACGAUACUCCCCUCACCCCACAAGGCGCCGAAAUCGCCAAGCUGCCCCUCCGCCAACAACUGCGUGCAGGCUUCAAAGAGAUGGGCCGCGCCUCGUACAGCUCGGGAAAGAACUUUGGUCUCAUCGGCGCCAUCUUCUCCGGCACUGAGUGUGCUAUCGAGGGCCUUCGCGCCAAGAACGACCUCAUGAACGGUGUCGCCGCCGGCUGCAUCACUGGUGGCGCUCUUGCGGCCAAGGCCGGCCCCCAGGCGACCGCCGUGGGCUGCGCAGGUUUCGCAGCCUUCUCGGCCGCGAUCGAUUAUUACAUGAAGUUGCCGCCGGAUGAGACGAAGAACCCGGUGAUCUGA